AUGUCGCACUUCUUCUACUUGACUCCACAAAUCGUUCUGCCCUUUAGCCCUCUCAGCUCUCGAGAGUUCGAUCUGAUCAGACGCAAGGCUGGAGCGUCUUGGCAGAAGGAAACGAGGUGGUCAGACUCUUCCACGACAACAUACACAGGCAGUUACCGGAAAAAACAACUGGAUGAGUCCGCCAGGAGCCGAUUUUCUUUUAAAGCAGGACGGCAUCGGCCUGAGUGUAACCAGAUAUCAUCACCAAAUUCUGCCUUCAGUCCCACGGUCUGCGGAGCUGGCUCCCGGGAGACUGCAGAUGCGAAGAGACUAUUUCCUCAAAUAACCAGUUCUUUUAAGAAUGCACCUGAUGUCAAACACAGUGUGGUCCACCAAAUUCUGUUUGGUGAUUUUUCUACAGCAUCUCCAAAUUAUGAAAAACCAUGUAUGAGAAUUAAAAAGCCAGUAUCUAAGAACCUGAUCAACUACAAUCAACUAAGGAAAGACUUUCUGAAGCAUCUGCACGCACCGGGUGACUCCGCAAGCCCGGCCGGCUCGUCGGAAGACUCAGAAGGUGACCAGCGCUCCGCUUGUGGUCUGGGACGACCGUCACCGUCACUUAGCUGA
Molecule: messenger RNA, 606 nt
Organism: Neogale vison (American mink)
Lineage: Eukaryota; Metazoa; Chordata; Mammalia; Carnivora; Mustelidae
Gene: C11H4orf51
Product: chromosome 11 C4orf51 homolog
Exons: 6
Coding region: 1-606 (201 amino acids)
Source: RefSeq, a predicted model, not a curated record